CCUUGUGCAGCUGGAUGCACAGCCAUGUGAGGGGCCAUGGCACCAUCGGGCAUUUCUGCCAGACGGUUUGCGUUGGACAGGAUGGAUCCUUCAAAGCUUGUCAGUUAUCAAGUUACCAGUCAGCUUUUGCUGCAUCCUCAAGAAUUAUAUUGUUUCGCGCGCUCUCCCUCUCUGUGUCUCUCUGCUCCCAUUCUCCCCCUUGCAAAUCAUUAGGGCUUAUAAAAGCCAUUGCCAUAGAACAGCAGGUUCGUGGAGUUCCGCCAAUUUGUGGAAAUCAGAGCCUCCAUUUAGCGGCAUCCUUUUCUGAUUGUUGGUCACCUUUCUGUACAAGAAGUAGCUUCAUGUUUCUCCCAUGUCCACGUGAUUCCAGCUGCGAAGACUAUGUGUUUGAUACGUCGAUCUUCUAGAGUGUUGAUUCUAUUCGCAUCAUCGCAUAUGUUCCUGAUUCUUUGCGUUCUUUCUCGGAACAAGUUGAUUUCUCUUUGAGUUACCGGUGAGGAUCGGUGUUCGAGUGACGCGCUCGUAGCUCCAAUAGUAGGGGAGAGUUUGUUUUGCAAUGUUCCACUUGGUAUCUCUAAUUUUCUGCAAAUGUCUGACCGUUUGCAGUUAGAGCUAAGGUUUUAACCGGCUGUGAUUGAUUGUGAACGUGAUUUAGCUCUGGAUGCUUUAAAUAUACAUGAAGCCUGGUAGAGUUUGCGUUGUAUGAUUUAACAGCGGUGAUAAGAGUUGUCCAGAGCCAUUUUGGAGAGGCAUCAUGACACUAGAGGAAGCAAUGCAGGGGAUGAAGAACCCAUCGAGAAAGAAGAAAUUAGGAGGAUGCAUUAUUCUUGGAUGUAUCAUACUCAUAAUUGUUCUUGCGGUUGUAAUCUCCCAAGUGACCAAGAAGGGGAAGCAAAACGUUAAUGGGUUUGACAAAGAUUUUAGCAUUACUUGGGCAAAGAACCACACACGAAUCUCACACCAUGGAGAGAGACUCGAGCUCAUCCUUGACGCGGAAUCUGGUUCGGGAUUCAAAUCAAACGAUUUGUUUCUAUUUGGGAGCAUUAAAAUGGACAUCAAGCUCGUACCGGCUGACUCUGCAGGCACAGUCACUGCAUACUAUCUAUAUUCGCCAACGGAUCAUCACGACGAGCUUGACUUCGAGUUUUUAGGAAAUUCAUCUGGUCAGCCUUACAUUCUGCAGACGAAUGUCUUUGCCAAUGGCACUGGAGAACGUGAGCAGCGUAUCAAUUUAUGGUUUGAUCCAACCACCGAUUACCACACGUAUGGUGUGUUAUGGAACCGUCGGCAGAUUUUGUUUUUGGUUGACGAUCUCCCGAUCCGGGUCUUCACGAACAAUGAAGAUAUGGGCAUGCCAUUUUUAAAUCAGCAACCGAUGAAUAUCUUUUCCAGUAUUUGGAAUGGGGAUAAAUGGGCAACCCAGGGAGGGAGGGUGAAGAUCGAUUGGACUCACGCCCCUUUCAUCGCUUCAUACCAGAACUAUAACCUCGAUGCAUGUAUUGCUACUGACGCUUAUGCUCCUUGUGCAAUGCCAUCUGCCAACAAAUGGUGGGAUCAAGAAGAGUAUCAAGCACUCUCAGCUGCACAGCAAGAUAAGCUAAGAUGGGUGGAAGAGAACUAUAUGGUGUAUAAUUACUGCACAGAUGUGAAACGGAACCCAACUACUCCAUUUGAGUGUACACGCAACUCGGGAGGCUUUCUUGGGCUUGGCAGCCUCCACUGACCUACGUCGACACAAAUGGGGUACAUCAUCAAGCUUGGUUCAUAAUUCAACCAAUGUCGCACAAUUCGAUUUACGAGCAUGUUAAGCCAAUAUGGGUAAAAUGAGCAUGGGAUGGAAGCCUCUGCCAUUGCAUCAUUCAAAAUAAUGAUCGGGCUCCCUGCCCCUGCUCCCUGCUGCUUGUUACUAAAAUUGUGCAGUCGCCUACAUUCUACGCUUUUCAUUGGAUUUGUUGUCUUAUGCAGGAAAAAACAUUAAUUUAAGUAGAGACCAGGUCAAGACGACGUUCUGUGCACAAGAGUUUUGCCGAACAAGGUAGUUGAGUUAGGGAUAUGAGGUACAAUACAUUUAGUAGCAGGGACUAAAUAGAAGAACCCUCUGCUGGGUAGCUGUGACCAGUACGAGGUUGAGAUGUAGAGGUAACGUAAGUGUAAUUCCUAUGAGAACUAAUCAAAUAAACGUUGACAAAGCGUGAAUAGUCUCUC
This is a messenger RNA of Physcomitrium patens, 2205 nucleotides long. NCBI's taxonomy places the organism in Eukaryota, Viridiplantae, Streptophyta, Bryopsida, Funariales, Funariaceae. The record is from RefSeq and is a predicted model, not a curated record.